AAUCAUGUGGUCGGUCAUCGUCAAGGUAACAACGUUGACGGCUGUAUACUAAGCAAGUGGUGCCGUUAUAAACAACAAAAAAAAAGAAAGAUGAGUGUUAGAAUGGGCGAGGACUGUCGAUAUUCUUUAGAUCUCGAGGAGCAAAAAAAGAAUAUCUUUGUAACCCAACUGAACGAAAGGGAAGAGGACGAUGAUGUAAACGCCUUCCCUAUUGUUAAAGAUUCGGCAGGAAAGCUCUUAGAAACUGGAGUUAAUACUCUUCAAAAAACUCUUCUUUUGAAAAAAGAAGUUGAAGUUGAUAAAGUUGAAGCUCAAUUAGACGCGAAGCGAAAUGAAUUUAGAAAACGUAUGGAAAGUUGCGCAGAAAGACAACUUGAACUGCAAAAGAAACAGCAAAAAAUGAAAGAUAGAGUAUCAAAAUUUGAUAAAUUUAUUAAAGAAAACGAAGCUAAGAGGCGAAGAGCCGUAUUAAAAUAUCAACAAGAGGUAAAAAUGUUUGAACAAAAGAAACGUGAGUUAGAAAUACUUGUUGAACAAUUAGAAGACCUUAGAACAAAACAAUGUAAAUUAAGGGACAGAUUAGCCAAAUAUAAGAAAUUCGAAGAAUACUUAACAAAAGUUAUAGACAUCUUACCGGCCGACUAUUUAGAGGUUCAAGAUAGCGCAAUUGGAGCUCUGAUGAUGAGACAUAAAACUUUACAAGCGACUAAUAGUGGUCUUGUUGAUUCUGUUGUUGUAAUGACUGAUGAAGUUGAAGAUUUUAAAGCGUCUAUGAAUCAAGCUAAAAUUGAUAAUGCAAAGCAAAAAGUUGAAAUUAAUGGUAAAUUAUCUUUGCUACAAAAUGAAAUGGAAGAAAAAAUUGCUCACAACAAACAUAAAGAGUAUACAUUUAGUGUUAAGAAAAAGGAUAUGAGAGAUCAAAAUAUAGAAUUAGGAGCUAUUUUUACCGCUAUCGAUAAUAUGGCUGAAAAAUGUUGGCGAAGGACUGAUCCUAAUCUACAAACAUUAGACUUUAGAGGAAAAUUGAGCAUUGUUCAUAAGUAUGUCACCGAUAUAGCUGACGUAACAAGACUUGCUAAUGCUGCCGCUUUAGCCAGUGCUAAAAGAAGAAUGCAAAAAUCAUGA
Dimorphilus gyrociliatus is the source of this 1125-nucleotide messenger RNA. The record is from the annotation of a GenBank genome assembly. NCBI's taxonomy places the organism in Eukaryota, Metazoa, Annelida, Polychaeta, Dinophilidae.